AUGUGCGAUCCGCUGUCAGAACACAUCGACCCGGUCGACUCGGUGGUCGAUGGAAUGCUGAACGAGCGGCGGAUGGUCGAGGAGGGUGGUGAGAGCCUCAAAGGACCUUGUGAACAGCUGUUCAAAGAGCGGGAUUACCUACUCAGCAUAACCGACGCCAUCGACGUGAGACUGAGCUACUUCCAGGAGACAUAA
This is a messenger RNA of Fomitopsis serialis, 195 nucleotides long. RefSeq lists its product as uncharacterized. The record is from RefSeq and is a predicted model, not a curated record. Bases 1 to 195 code for a protein of 64 amino acids. The transcript has 2 exons. NCBI's taxonomy places the organism in Eukaryota, Fungi, Basidiomycota, Agaricomycetes, Polyporales, Fomitopsidaceae.